This is a messenger RNA of Rhizophagus irregularis DAOM 181602=DAOM 197198, 1568 nucleotides long. RefSeq lists its product as uncharacterized. Lineage: Eukaryota; Fungi; Glomeromycota; Glomeromycetes; Glomerales; Glomeraceae. The record is from RefSeq and is a predicted model, not a curated record.
AGUAUGACCCGUAAAUAAAUAUAAAGUCCUAUUCUCUUUUACCUGAUGAACAUAAAUACCAUUUAGAUAUCUCUUUAUUGAACUAAUAAAAUAUUGAAAUCUCCCUAAAAGUAUUUGUCCUGUUCUAAAUUUAUGAACUUACAAGGGAAUAAUACUGUACAUGUUAACCAAUUUCAUAUUUACCGUAAUUGAAGUUUAGUUAUUAGUAAAAUGACAACUUUGCAAGAUUUAAUACGCAUAUUAGAAGAUCCUGCGCCCCAAUAUGUAUUAGGCUGCAUACCAGUCAUUGUAACGAUAGGAACAGCCCCGGAUAAUGGUCUGGGAAAUAAGCUAUUAUGGAUUAUGAGGUGUCUCGGCUGCCCAUUUACGGGAUUGUUUUAUGUUUUAAACGUAAAAGACGACCCAAUAUCGGCGACUACAUAUUGGCUUAAUUCAGAUCGAUUUAAGGAAGAUGGAAAACCGAUUUCAUUUAGACCUUUUGGGCAUCAUGCUAAAGAAAUAAAUUUAUCCGACCAAGAUCCACAAGUUAUUCAAUCACUUGAGGAGUGCAUCGCAGAAGCAAGCCCUCUCGAUCGGCUCUCAUCCCUGGCUUCUGCCUAUUACGUAUUUGUAGGUAUUUUUGCGGGUCUAACCAAGGCAAUGCAUCUAGCGCAUUGCACCGAAGAGGAUUGGCCUUAUCUCCCAUUAUCAUUAAGCUGGACCCUACCAGCGGUCUAUAAAAGGGUCUUUGGGGGGAGAAUGGUAGUUAGAGACCCUAGAGAAAGGUUAGAAAAAUUAGAGAAGGAUCCCAAUGAAAGAAUAGAAGAACCAGAAAAUAGGACAUAUAUUGUUGUGAGAGAUCUCCCAGAUCACGUAAAAAAUCCCAAUGAUGCCAGUAUAUUUGUGGUCACUUUUAUCUUAUUCUCAUUAAUAAUUCCUUGGAUAACAGUGCCACUUGCUUAUUUCAGUCGUCCGAUCGGAUUUGGCUGCAGAAGCAAAUAUAUCUCUGUCUUGUGCUCUAUCUGGACAGUUAACAGUACUGUCGCAUUUAUUUCCCAUGUUUUAGGAGAAAAAUCUGUGUAUAGCAGACGUAUUCUUAGCAUUUGGUUUUACUUUUCUGGUAUUAUAGUAGCAAUCCUUUUGCUACUAUUAGCAUUAUUAAAUAGUACACGAUCAUGGUGGGUAGAUUUAUUCGGAGAGUCUUGUAAUUUAACAUGUUCAAGUCAAGAUUAUUAGCAUAUAUAAUAAUUUAGCUAUUAUUUAGCUUAUUUGUAUUUUUUAAUCUUAGUAUGAUUAUAAACUAUUAUAUGGUUUGAAAUAGUAGUUAAUGAUUAAUAACUAUUUCGCACUAACGAAAUGUAACAGUAUCUUGAAAUAAUGAAAUAUUCAAGAUCUUACUAUAUAAUUUGACAAUGUUUAGGACUUUUAAGUAUUCCACAAAUUAUUUUAAAUAAUCUACAGAAUAAAAUAUCUAAAUAAUAUAAUUAACGGGAGUUUAAUUUAGUCGAAUGAAAUGAAACUUCGCACCAUCAAAUAAAUUGAUAUCUUUUUUUUUUUUAAUGGAGAGCAAAAUUGUUUUGAUGAUUUCG